AUGGCCACUCGCGUCGCGCUCUUCUCGACCGCCGCCGACGCCGCCGCCGCCUCCCAGAGCGUCUCCGCUCUCUUCUCCGAGCACGACCGCGAGCUGCGAGACCUGCUCGAGCCGCUCGCCACUCUCACCGCCGCAGAGCAGGAGGCCAUCGGCUCCGCCGCGACGGCCGAGGCGGUCGGCCGGGCGUGGGAGGCGAACGACGCCGUGCUGCGGACGCUGCUCGCGGGCCGGCUGUCGCCAACGAUGGCACUGCCUGCGCCCGGUGCCGGUGCCGCCGCCCCGCCGAGCUCAGAUCAGGCGGCCGGCGAGAGCGGAGCCGCCGGGUAUGCAUCCGCCGCAGCCGUCAUCGCUCACCUCGUGCGCGACUGGAGCGACGAGGGCGCCUUCUCCCGAAUGCGGACGCACCCACCCGUGCUUCGCGCGCUGGCUGCGCUCGCGCGGAGCCGCCGUCCAACCUGCGCCUCGAGCAGGCCGCGCUCCAACUGCUCGGCGGCGGCACAGCUCCGAGUGCUGGUGCCCGGCGCGGGCGCAGGACGGCUGGCGUGGGAGGCGGCGCAGCGAGGCUACCGCGUGGAGGCGCGGUCACUCGGCUGGCUGCUCCACUGA
Messenger RNA from Emiliania huxleyi CCMP1516, 606 nucleotides. RefSeq lists its product as hypothetical. The transcript has a single exon. The record is from RefSeq and is a predicted model, not a curated record. The coding region runs from base 1 to 606 and encodes 201 amino acids. Gene Ontology annotation, molecular function: S-adenosylmethionine-dependent methyltransferase activity. Lineage: Eukaryota; Haptophyta; Isochrysidales; Noelaerhabdaceae.